Molecule: messenger RNA, 2311 nt
Organism: Hevea brasiliensis (rubber tree)
Lineage: Eukaryota; Viridiplantae; Streptophyta; Magnoliopsida; Malpighiales; Euphorbiaceae
Product: DNA polymerase kappa
Exons: 14
Coding region: 76-2157 (693 amino acids)
Biological process (GO): error-prone translesion synthesis
Cellular component (GO): nucleus
Molecular function (GO): damaged DNA binding; DNA-directed DNA polymerase activity
Source: RefSeq, a predicted model, not a curated record
UAUAUUCACCAUUUGCACCUUCUCUCCUCCUUGUGGAGCAAGUACUUGAAUCAGAGCCAGCAGCUAGAGUCAGAGAUGGAGAACAGUGAAAUUACGUCUUCAGGAGAAAAUCCCAGGCCAUGGCAAUCUUAUCACACUGUUUACACUAACGCUAAAGCAGGUAUGGAGGGAGUGGACAAAGAGAAAGUUCAGAGAAUUGUGUAUGAGAUGAGCAAAGGAUCAAAGUAUUUUGAGAAUGAGGAAAGGAAGGAGGCCUAUAUGAGGCAGAAAAUUGAGACCAUGCGUGCCCAGUGUGCUAAGCUCAAAGCAGCUGAUGUAUCUCAUUACCAGAUGGUGGCUGAUAAAAGAAUUUUAGAACUAGAAUCCACACGUGAUCUUUCAAGGAUUUGGCUACAUGUGGAUAUGGAUGCUUUCUAUGCAGCUGUUGAAACAUUAAGCGACCCUUCGUUAACUGGCAAGCCAAUGGCUGUUGGAAGUAUGUCCAUGAUCUCCACUGCCAAUUAUGAGGCAAGGAAAUUUGGGGUUCGUGCUGCAAUGCCUGGAUUCAUUGCACGUAAAUUAUGUCCAGAUUUAAUUUUUGUUCCCACAGACUUCAACAAAUACACUCAUUACAGUGAUUUAACUAGAAAAGUUUUCCAGAGAUAUGAUCCGCAUUUCAUGGCUGCUAGUUUGGAUGAGGCGUAUCUUGAUAUAACUAGUGUGUGCAAAGAAAGGGGCGUUACUGGUGGAGAAGUUGCUGAAGAACUCAGAACCAGAGUCUAUGAGGAGACUGGUCUAACAUGUAGUGCUGGAGUGGCUCCAAAUCGUUUACUUGCAAAGGUUUGCUCAGAUAUAAAUAAGCCCAAUGGACAGUUUGUUUUACCGAAUGAUCGGAUGGCUGUCAUGACAUUUAUAUCAUCACUUCCUAUAAGGAAGAUUGGAGGCAUUGGUAAGGUCACUGAACAUAUUUUGAGGGAUGUUUUAGGAAUUAAUACAUGUGAGGAGAUACUGCAGAAGGGUGGAUUCCUCUGCGCACUAUUUUCUCACUCUACAGCAGAUUUUUUUCUUUCUGCGGGACUGGGGCUUGGGAGGACAGAUACCCCUCAAGUCAAGUUUCGUAAAAGUAUUAGUAGUGAGAGAACAUUUUCUGCCACAAAUGAUGAAGCACUUCUCUAUCAGAAACUAGCUGAUAUAGCAGAUAUGCUAUGUACGGACAUGCAAAAAGAAGGUCUUCGUGGUCGGACACUGACUCUCAAAUUGAAAACUGCAUCUUUUGAGGUUCGAAGCAGAGCUGUUACCUUGCAAAAAUAUAUUUGUUCAAGUGAAGAAAUAUUGAAAUAUGCUUCAAAGCUGCUAAAGGCUGAACUUCCUAUUUCUUUAAGACUAAUAGGAUUGCGGGUUUCUCAUUUCAAUGAAGACAAGGCAGGUGCUCCAUCUGAUCCAACACAAAGAACUCUUACCAACUUUGUUCUAUCAGGAGAUGCAUCUCGGAAAACUAUGGGUGGUCGAAGCUCCUUGGGUUCAUAUUGUGGCGAUGAACCCUUCAUGGAUGACUUGGAAACUUCUUUCUCUACCGAUAGCCAUGACAUUAAUCAUUAUGAAACUAGAGAUCCAUGGGACAGCACUAAUAAACAGGAUCUGGCAGAUCACCAUUGCACAUUCAGUAAUAACAUUGAAGCAGAGGAAGCUCAUGAAUCUUUAAGCAAUGACAUUGCAGAGAAUGUUAAUAAUGCAGAUACAGUAGAGUGUAACUUCAACUCUUGUCACACUGUAGUGUUCGAAUCGAAGGAUGCUGAAACUUCUUUGCCUCAGAAGCUUUAUGUGAGCAACACAAACUUAGUAAAGAAAGAGGUCAUCACGGGCAAUGAGGCAGUCUUCUCACCUGAUUGGCAAUAUCAUUGUUUUAAGGAAGAUGACUGCAAAUGUUCAUUAUGUGGGAUUGAAAUGCCACCAGAUUUUGUCGAGGAAAGACGAGAACACUCUGAUUUUCAUCUUGCUGAGAGGCUUCAGGAAAAUGAAUCUAGCGUCAACUCAAGAACUUCUAUUCAGAGGCAAAGGUUUGCCCAGAAGGCUUGUACGUCCGGCCGAAGCACACGUAAAAAGCACAAGCCAUCUCCGAAGGAAGGCAGUUAUCCAUCCAUUGAUAUGUUCUUUGUCAAGAGCAAUCAGAAUUUCUAGCUUUUUUUUUUUUUUGUUUGGUGAGUUCUGUAUAUCUAUCUGUUGUAUGUAGCAUAGCGAUAUCAUAUUUGUUCAUUAACUGCAGUGCCAUGUAAUUAUAAAUUUAUAGUUCAUCAAAUUCAUAAUAAUAUAUUAUAAAAAUCAUUUUUAAUUA